Molecule: messenger RNA, 1659 nt
Organism: Prunus mume (Japanese apricot)
Lineage: Eukaryota; Viridiplantae; Streptophyta; Magnoliopsida; Rosales; Rosaceae
Source: RefSeq, a predicted model, not a curated record
UGCAGGUUGAACAACAAAUGUUCAGUUUGAAAAAUCUCACACACAAAUCUUUUCUUGACCGUUUGCCACAAUAAAAAGUAUAUAAACACAGUUUUGAUCUUGACCAACCAUAAUGUACAAAACAGAAUGGCGCCAUUAACGGUCUCCUCAAGAUUACUGUUCUUCCUUUCUCCCAUUCUGUUCCUCAUCAGCACUCAAUCCCUUGCCCAGCCGCCUGAUUUUCGAAGCUAUAGCUGUUUCAACGAAAAAGGCAACUACACCACCAACAGUACCUACCAGACAAACCUCAACACCCUUCUCUCUUCUCUUUCUUCCCCCUCCAACAACGGCAAUGGCUACGGCUUCUACAACUCAUCCUACGGAGAAAACGCCGAUGAGGUUCACGCAAUUGCGCUAUGUCGAGGAGAUGUCAUGGGGGACACUUGCCGUGGCUGCCUCAGCAACUCCACACAAAAGCUCACACAGCUCUGUCCCAAUCAGAAGGAAGCUUUCGGGUUCUACGACGAGUGCAUGCUUCGAUAUGCAAACCGCUCCGUCUACGGCGCCAUGGAAGCUGCUCCUGCUUUUUGGCUGUGGAACCCACAGAACGUGUCCUCCUCCGACGUCGACGGGUUUUUUCAAGAGCUGAGGAGGCUACUGGAGGACCUAAGUGGUCAAGCUGCGGCGAACGGUUCGCUUCGAAAGUUUGCGGUAGGGACCGCAACAGCCCCCAAUUUCCAAACAAUAUAUGGACUUGCGCAGUGCACGCCGGAUUUGGCCGAGCAGGCCUGCAGUGAUUGUUUGGUUGGUGCUUUGGAAGAUAUCCCAAAAUGUUGUGAGGGGAAGCAAGGUGGUAGAGUUGUUAAUCCCAGCUGUAAUGUUAGGUAUGAGAUCUCUCGCUUCUAUGACCCUACAACUGUGCCACCAUUGCCGUCGUCGUCAACCAGUACAGGAGGAUCGAAGAGUAACAGAUCUCGGACUGUCAUCAUUAUUGUUGUGCCAAUUGUUGUUUCUGUGGCACUAAUAGUUAUAUUCUUCUGCAUUUGUUUAAGAGUAAAGAGGACAGAGAAAAAACUUGAAACUAGGAAGUUACUUCCAGGCGGCGAUGAUACAGAUGAAAUUGGAUCUGCAGAAUCCCUGCAAUUUGACUUUGCCACCAUUAGAGUUUCUACAGAUGACUUUUCUGAAGCAAAUAAACUUGGACAGGGAGGAUUUGGAUCUGUUUACAGGGGUAGGCUACUCAAUGGAAAAGAUAUAGCUGUAAAAAGGCUUUCUGCGAAUUCUGGGCAAGGAGAUUUAGAAUUCAAAAAUGAGGUCUUGUUAGUGGCUAAACUUCAACACCGGAAUUUAGUUAGACUCUUAGGUUUCUGCUUAGAAGGAAGUGAAAGGCUUCUUGUCUAUGAAUUUGUCCCUAAUGCAAGUCUCGAUCACAUCAUAUUUGACCCAACAAAGCGUGCACAACUAGAUUGGGUGAGGCGCUACAAAAUCAUAGUAGGCACUGCUCGAGGCCUCCUUUACCUCCACAAAGACUCUCGCCUUAGAAUUAUUCAUCGUGAUCUCAAAGCUAGUAACAUCUUGAUAGAUGCAGAAAUGAACCCCAAAAUUUCAGAUUUUGGCAUGGCAAAGUUGUUCGUGCUUGAUCAAACGCAAGGCAAUACUAGUCGAAUUGUCGGGACCUAG